AGUGUCAACGAUUCAUUUUGGGUAUUGUGAUAUUUGCGAAAAAAUAACUAAGCCAUCUUAAAUAAGAAAAAGAAGAAGAAACACGUUCUAAAAAUAUUUAGUUUAGGAAAAUGUAUAGAAAUGCUUAUCAACGAGGUAUGUUAACAGUAUUCUUUAGCGGUGGUGCUAAACCAUUAAAUAUUUGGGACACACAUACCCAAGAUGGAUAUAUCACGAGGUUCCUAGAUCAAGAUAUCAAGUCUAUGGUUUUAGAAAUAGGUGGAACUAAUGUAAGCACAACAUAUAUGACUUGCCCAAAGGGUAGCACUGUUUUGGGUAUAACCAUGCCAUUUUUGGUUAUGAUAGUUAAGAACCUAAAGAAGUAUUUUACGUUCGAAGUAACCAUUCUAGAUGAAACAGGCACGCGCCGAAGAUUUCGUGUUUCAAAUUUCCAGAGCACCACCCAAAUUCUGCCACUUUGCACUGUAAUGCCUAUCGGCCUUUCUGAUGGUUGGAAUCAAAUUCAAUUCAAUUUGGCCGAGUUCACUCGGCGGGCUUAUAAAAAACAGUAUGUUGAGGUGCAGAAAUUGAAAAUAAAUGCAAAUAUACGAUUACGAAGAAUAUAUUUUGCAGAAAGGUUGCUUCCGGAAGACGAAUUGCCUCCCGAGUAUAAAUUAUAUUUUCCAAUACCACAUAAAUCUAAAUUGAAGAAAACAGCUGAGGCAAAAGAUAAAGAAAAUAUCCAAGCUCCAACGCCAGCUGGUCUUAUUGAAGAAAAAAAAGCUGAAGGGUUAAAAUCGGAAGAAAGGAAGGUUAGUAAAACAGAAAUAGUACGAGUUGGGUCAAAAGCAUCUGUUCAUUCUGUUAGGAAAGUUGCGUCUAAGCAAACCUCACUCACUAGGUUUCAAGGAGAAGAAGUAGCUGGUAGUAAACGGGCUUCAAUAGUGAGUACUCCUGCAGAGCAGCCACCAAGAGCAGAAAGUCAAAUUUCCGUGAGCGAAGUAGCCAUUGUAGAAGAUACGGGAGAAGGUGAGGUUGUGGCUGAUGGUGAAUCCACCUUGGGUACUCCUGCUGAAACUGCCCCAGAAAGAGAUGCAGUGGAGACAGAGCCGAUUACAGAACAUACUCCAGCGCUGUUAGAGGAACCAGACCCAGGCCCUACACAGCCUGACGAAAUAACUACAGAAGAGGCUCCAGCAGAAUAGGCUUGGUAUUUAAACGAAUUAGUCUUUCGAAUGAAUUUUCUUAUCGCAUAGAUAAGAGUGGUAGAAGCCUAAUACUCAUCGCUCAUUGUACUAUAGGACUCAAGUUACUCAUAUUUUUUAUCAAAAAAGUUUACUUUUAGUAUGCGUAUAUUUAUGAAGUGUUAUUAUUUUCUUGUAUGAGUUUGUGAGUUCUUAAUUUGGGUAAAAUUCAUUGAUUUAUUAAGUAUCAGAUGUUUAUUUUAUCUUUUAUUAAUCAUUGAAGGCAAACUGUAUUUCUAAUUAUAAAUAUGUAUGAGAUAUCAUAGUUAGUAGUAUUGACUCUAAUAAAUUCAUAAUAAAUAAAUCAUUAUCUACGUUUUAUUUUAAUAAUAAUUAUAAUGAUGGUUAAAAAUCCAUUUUUAUUUGGUGCUAUUUUUUAAUAUACAGCCUGCCUCAGUUUAUUUCAAUGAACGUUUCUUUUUUGAAAUUUUCUAAUGGAAUGUAAUAUUAAUGAGAAACAAUUUUAUUUCUUUUCAAGUUUUGUUAAAAUUUUA
This is a messenger RNA of Chilo suppressalis (striped riceborer), 1717 nucleotides long. The record is from the annotation of a GenBank genome assembly. NCBI's taxonomy places the organism in Eukaryota, Metazoa, Arthropoda, Insecta, Lepidoptera, Crambidae.